AUGUCACAGAACGAUCCGAAAUCCCGAAAGCGAGGACAAGAUGUCAGCGAAGAGUCUCAGUUCAGCCGCAGCGCUUCUCUCAUGGAAAGAAUGAUGGAGUCCAUUCAGCUGGAAGAGAAGUUGAAUCCCAAGUUGACGCUCAGGCGCUUUCUUUCUGUCCGGUCCAUCAUCUCCACGGCCUCUUCUUUUGCCGAGAGACAGCAAGCCGCUGUUGGUACCCGAUCUCUCUUUAGAUCUCUGGGAGCUGGUACUUGUGGCAGAGUUUAUGAGGUGCCAGGUACUACGGACAUCUUCAAAGUUGCGAAUUACCCUGGACAGGACACAGAUCAGCUGUGGAACGACUACGAAAUGCACAACAAAGUCUCUGAGGUCUUUGAGAAAUGGGGUCGCGACAAAAUAGAAGUCAGGGUUCCCAGACUCAAGUACUUCGUUGGUCAGAGUGACAAAAUCUGGUGGCCAGAGAACCUGGACCGCUUCCCCUCACAAUUUCUGAAGGAGCCUUCAAACUUGCUCUGCGCUGAAAGAAUCCUACCACUCGCAAAGCCGAUCCGAGAGUCAUUAAUUGACAUCUAUGCACCAAAGGAAGCUGACCUCCAGAGUUUCAAGGCUGAUGUUUCCAACAAAGACUGCCUUGUAAGAAUGUACUUGGGAAAGAGAAGGGAAAGGGUCAACAAUAAAUUCUUCCAGCUCAGGAACUUCAACCUUCAUCUCGACCAGAUGGAAGAGCUGGAUCUGAGUAUCUCCGAGUUUGCAUCUGCCAUCGGACAAGCUCUGGCAAUUAUGCACUGGGCUUGUCAUCUGGAUGCCAACGAUGUCGAGUUCGUCCUCGGAUCUUCUCCCGAGCUGGUGGCCCAACCACAUCUGAUCAUCACAAAGCCGUUGUCCACGAAAGCCAUUGCGAACAUGUCACCCAACACUUCCACUUGGGAUGCGCACAUCAAUGACUUCAAGAAGAGGACCACUCACAUGUGGAUGCUGGACUUCAACAGGUGCAAAGUGAUGUCCACAAAUGUAGACGAGAUGCUUCUCCAGCUGGUCCAUUCAUAUUUCAGGAACGACCCUUACUUCCCAAGACCUGUACCUCCAAACUCGAAGGAUGCACCGCUGUGGGAUGUCUUCAGGACCUCUUACGAAGAAACUGCUUCCGACUGCAUCAAGCGAAACUUGAGUCCGUCGGGUUGUUCUGGUCUGCCUCACAGGUUCAUGGACAUGGUGGUGGCUGAGCAACAGAAGAAGGUGUUGAAGAGGUCAACUUGA
Molecule: messenger RNA, 1257 nt
Organism: Parastagonospora nodorum SN15
Lineage: Eukaryota; Fungi; Ascomycota; Dothideomycetes; Pleosporales; Phaeosphaeriaceae
Exons: 1
Coding region: 1-1257 (418 amino acids)
Source: RefSeq, a predicted model, not a curated record